Molecule: messenger RNA, 807 nt
Organism: Alnus glutinosa
Lineage: Eukaryota; Viridiplantae; Streptophyta; Magnoliopsida; Fagales; Betulaceae
Product: ethylene-responsive transcription factor ERN1-like
Exons: 1
Coding region: 6-650 (214 amino acids)
Biological process (GO): regulation of DNA-templated transcription
Molecular function (GO): DNA binding; DNA-binding transcription factor activity
Source: RefSeq, a predicted model, not a curated record
UUCUCAUGGAGAGCGUAGAGAUCAUCUCAGGAAUCCCAUACGAAUCUCAAAACUCAUGUAAAAAUCAUACCCCAAGUCCAAGAACUGUAGAAACAGAAGAAAAAAGCAGCAUGAAGCUUCCAAAGAGGUUUCUAGGGGUGAGACAAAGGCCCUCAGGAAGAUGGGUUGCUGAAAUCAAGGACUCCUCACAGAAUCUGAGGCUGUGGUUAGGGACUUUCGACAGUGCAGAAGAGGCUGCUCUGGCUUAUGACAGCGCCGCCAGGCUUCUCAGAGGAAGAAAUGCAAAGACAAACUUCAUCAUGAACACACAUGAUCAAGAAAGUUGCAGCUUACUGGGAAAGAAUCCUAGGGUGUUUCAGCUUCUUCAGCAUGCAGUUAUGAAGAACCACCUUGCAAGAUCGCUUCACCCAGCCGCGGAAAAACAGAAUCCAGGUGACAAGGUUAAGUCAAUCUAUUUUGAUACGACCCUUGUCGAGGAGACUAUAGUUUGUUCAUCAAGCUCUGAAUUCGGAAGCUGUGGUUUUGACCAUGAUAGAAACAAUCUUUCACGCUUUUCAUUUGGUAGUUCCAAGGUUUAUUCUUCUGUUUUUGUGGCUCCUUCUUUCAGCGCUUCUCUAGGAGAAGAUCGAAAAAAUUGCCAAGAGGCUUAAUUAGGUAUUUAAAUAUGCAAAUGGACUGUCAAAGAAUGGAAAGUUUUCCAGGUAAAUUAUGUUAUCCAUGUUCGUUUUCAGUACUUAUUACUUCUUCUCCUCCAACCGCAUACCUGGAGAUUUGCCAAUUGCCUUCGCCUUCCCUCAUGCUCCCCUU